AUGAUGAGAUUUUAUCAAUUUAUUCUAACCGUAUGUUCUUCAUUUAUUACUAUCUAUGCUUUCACUGACCCAACUAUAUUGAAUCCACAACUGACAAAAAGAUUUGAAUAUAAAUUAUCAUUUAAAGGACCUCAUCUUGCUUUUAAAGACGGAACUGUUCCAUUUUGGUCAUUUGGUGGAAGUGCUAUUGCAAGUGAUGAUCAAGUACGUGUUACACCAUCAAUUCGCAGUCAAAAAGGUUGGAUUUGGACCAAGAAUAUGAUGACUGCUGAUAGUUGGCUUCUCGAUGUUAAAUUACGUGUAACUGGCCGUGGUCGUGUUGGUGCUGAUGGCAUGGCUAUUUGGUUCACAGAUAAACCAGGUGUUGAAGGUCCUGUAUUCGGUUCAAAUGAUAAUUGGAAUGGUUUAGGCUUAUUUCUCGAUUCAUUCGAUAAUGAUGCAUUGCAAAAUAAUCCAAUAAUAGCUGUUAUGAUAAAUGAUGGUACAAAAUCAUAUGAUCAUCAUCAAGAUGGUAGUGGUCAAAUUCAAGGAAGUUGUAUUCGAGAUUUUCGUAAUAAACCACAUCCUAUUCGACUUAAAAUAGAAUAUAUCAAUCAAGCAUUAACGAUUUAUAUUAAUAAUGGUAUAUCACAAGAUGAUAAUGCAUUUGAAUUUUGUACACGUAUUGAUGGUAUGCAAUUACCGAAAAGUGGUUAUCUUGGUGUUACAGCUGCAACUGGUGGUCUUGCUGAUGAUCAUGAUGUAUUAGAAUUUUUAACAAAUACAUAUUCGGAUAAACAAGCAACACCACAAAAUCAAGCGGCAACUGAUGAACAAGCAAAAAAAUAUAAAGAAGAAUAUGAAAAAUAUGAACAAGAUCUUAAAACACAACAAGCUGAAUAUCAAAAAGAUCAUCCAGAUUUAACAACACCAAUUAGUGAACAACAAUUAUAUGAAAGUGAAUAUGAUCGGGAAUUUCGUACUAUCUUAGAAGGUCAAGAUCAAAUUCGUCUUUCUUUGGUAAAUGUUGAUAAAAAAAUGGCUGAAAUUUUGGGACGUGUUGAACGAUUAGCUGUAACAGCUGGUGGUCAACAACAAAUUUCUGGACAAGCACAAGGUGCAUCAGCUAUACCUGCGGAUGUUGCUCGAAUUCAAGACAUAAACCGUGUAAUAAAUUCGAAUACUGAUAUGACAAGAACUAUUCAAAGUUUUGCACAAAUAUUAACUGAUUUACAACAAAAAGUCAAUUUUCUUCAAUCAAAUGUUAAUAAUCAAAGACCUGUUGGUAGUGGACAACCAGCAAUUAAUUCAAAUAUAGAUGCAAGUAUAUUAAAUGAAGUACGAGAAACAGUUAAAAUGAUUAAAUCAGAAACAAAUACAUUAAUACAAAAAUCAUCUCAUGAAGUUAAAUGUCCAACAGUAACUACUACUGGUAAUGGUUCUUGUGUGGGCUCAUUUACAUUUAUAAGUGCUAUUGCAAUACAAGUGCUUGUUAUUAUUGGUUAUUUAGCAUACAAGUAUACAUAA
Adineta steineri is the source of this 1506-nucleotide messenger RNA. Lineage: Eukaryota; Metazoa; Rotifera; Eurotatoria; Adinetida; Adinetidae. The record is from the annotation of a GenBank genome assembly.